AUGAAGGACUCUGAUGCGCCAGCGUUGGCUCUGGCCGGGACAACUACAACCGAGCAAAUCACCACCAAAAAUACAUGGAACACCAAGAACUUGACAUCACGACUCGGCGCUGAUUUCCUUUCGGCUGCGAGCGCUGCAUCCAUGGUUGCGCCUCUCAUUGCUAUCAUUGACCGCUCCAUCAUGGAAAAUGCUUCAGGCGCAAACACUCUCGUCAACUCUGUUAAAUCCUCCCUCCGAACUCUCAUCACACGCCCUCACACUCUUCUCUUCUCAAAACCUACAGCGCUCAUUUUCUGCCUGUACGGAGGUACAUAUCUUACCGCCAAUGCUGUCGACACAUCCUUCUCGACCGUCAACAAUAAGCCUGCCUCGAGUGUGACGGCCGGAACGACAAAAUUCGCUGCCUCGAGUGCUGCCAACAUUGGUGUCUGCAUCUACAAGGACCAGGUCUUUGUGCGCAUGUUUGGUCCCCCCGGAGUAGUCCCCCGACCUGUACCUAUGGCUUCGUAUGGUCUAUUUGCGCUGCGCGAUUGCAUGACCAUUUUUGCGUCAUUCAACGUCCCGCCUUUACUGGGCCCUAUUUUGGACGAGAAGUUCUCUGCUGAGAUGAAGAAGCGAGUAUCCGGGCUCUACGCGGCGCAGUUCAUGGCGCCUGCCAUGGUGCAGUUCAUUUCUACACCUAUGCAUUUGUUUGGUCUUGAUCUCUACAACCGUCAAGCGACAGGCCCUGGAGGUGCAGUGGUAUCAUUAAGAGACCGAUUGGAUCUUGUGCGCCGAAAUUGGUUCAUCAGCUCCAUUGCACGAAUUUGUCGAAUUGUCCCUGCGUUUGGUAUUGGCGGUGUCGUCAACAUGAAAGUGCGCAAGAACCUCAUGACCAAGCUAGAGUAA
Fusarium poae is the source of this 888-nucleotide messenger RNA. RefSeq lists its product as uncharacterized. The record is from RefSeq and is a predicted model, not a curated record. Gene Ontology annotation, cellular component: mitochondrion. Bases 1 to 888 code for a protein of 295 amino acids. Lineage: Eukaryota; Fungi; Ascomycota; Sordariomycetes; Hypocreales; Nectriaceae. The transcript is spliced from 2 exons.